Messenger RNA from Alligator mississippiensis (American alligator), 4810 nucleotides. It is a transcript of the gene SEPTIN8, whose product is annotated as septin 8. The record is from RefSeq and is a predicted model, not a curated record. NCBI's taxonomy places the organism in Eukaryota, Metazoa, Chordata, Crocodylia, Alligatoridae. Bases 170 to 1450 code for a protein of 426 amino acids. The transcript has 10 exons. Gene Ontology annotation, biological process: cytoskeleton-dependent cytokinesis. Gene Ontology annotation, cellular component: cell division site; septin ring; microtubule cytoskeleton. Gene Ontology annotation, molecular function: GTPase activity; molecular adaptor activity; GTP binding.
GCGGCGCCGCGCGUCCCUCCCGUCCAGCGCAGCGCAGCCCAGCCCAGCCCAGCGCAGCGCAGCGCAGCGCUCGCCGGCGCGGAGCGGAGCGGAGCGGAGCGGAGCAGAGCCGGGCGGCUGCAGCCCGCGGAGGGGCCAUAUUGGAUUCAGCGGCGGGUCCGGCCCGGCCAUGGCAGCCACGGACCUGCAGCGCUUCUGCACUGAAGAGAAGCGGAAUCUCUCCCUGGGGGGCCAUGUUGGAUUCGAUAGUCUUCCCGAUCAGCUCGUCAGCAAGUCUGUCUCUCAAGGCUUCAGCUUCAACAUCCUCUGUGUGGGUGAAACUGGCAUUGGGAAAUCCACCUUAAUGAACACACUCUUCAAUACCACAUUUGAGACGGAGGAGGCCAGUCACUAUGAGAACACAGUGCGCUUGCGACCACGGACCUACGACCUGCAGGAGAGCAACGUGCACCUGAAACUGACCAUCGUGGAUGCUGUGGGAUUCGGAGACCAGAUCAAUAAAGAUGAAAGUUACAGGCCAAUAGUUGACUACAUUGACACGCAGUUUGAAAACUACUUGCAAGAAGAGCUGAAAAUCCGCCGUUCCCUGUUUAACUAUCAUGACACAAGGAUCCAUGUUUGUCUGUAUUUCAUCACUCCAACUGGGCACUCUCUGAAGUCUUUGGAUCUUGUGACAAUGAAGAAGCUGGAUAGCAAGGUGAACAUUAUCCCAAUCAUUGCCAAAGCAGACACCAUCUCCAAGAGUGAGCUGCACAAGUUUAAGAUCAAGAUCAUGAGUGAGCUGGUGAGCAAUGGAGUGCAAAUCUACCAGUUCCCCACAGAUGAUGAGGCCGUGGCUGAGAUCAACUCCGUAAUGAACGCUCAUCUGCCCUUUGCUGUUGUCGGCAGCACAGAGGAGGUGAAAGUCGGAAAUAAAUUGGUGAGAGCUCGACAGUACCCCUGGGGCGUGGUGCAAGUUGAGAAUGAAAGCCAUUGUGACUUUGUGAAACUGCGUGAAAUGCUCAUUCGAGUCAACAUGGAAGAUCUUCGGGAGCAGACUCAUACUCGCCACUAUGAGCUCUACCGGCGGUGCAAGCUGGAGGAGAUGGGGUUUAAGGACACAGAUCCUGAAAGCCAGCCCUUCAGCCUCCAAGAAACAUAUGAGACCAAAAGAAAAGAGUUCCUUGGUGAGCUGCAGAGGAAAGAGGAAGAAAUGAGGCAAAUGUUUGUGAACAAAGUCAAGGAGACGGAAGCACAGCUGAAAGACAAAGAAAGAGAGCUGCAUGAGAAAUUUGAGCAUCUAAAGAGGAUACACCAGGAGGAGAAGAGGAAGGUGGAGGAGAAGAGGAGGGAGCUGGAGGAGGAGAUGAAUGCCUUCAACAGGCGGAAAGUAGCAGUUGAAACACUUCAGUCCCAGUCCUUUGCUACUUCACAGCAGCCACUGAAGAAGGAUAAAGAUAAGAAAAAUUAAUCACACACAGACUUUCAGGCCAAGAGUGGACUUGGUACUUACAUGUGUUUAAGUUGCUUGAGUUUCCCACCUUGUGAUCCUUCUGUCAUAACAUUGUGUGAGUGGACCAAAGUUAAGGAGAAAAUGGGCAUCUUCAGUGGUUGCAGUGUAACAAUUCAUUGUUUUCUGUACAGGACUUAUAAAUAGCUUUUAAGGAUGUCAACUCUACCCUUUGUAAAUUCCCUUAGACAAAGUCACUUCAUCCUGAAACUGAGGACACUUAUUUUUAUUUGACGGCUGAGCAUCCACCUAUAACAUCACUGUAAUUGUUCAUCUGAGCUCACUUUACCAGUUGAUUGAAUAUUUACUUUCCAGAUUAUGUUGUUUUUAAUGGUUAAAGGGGCUCCUUGGAAUGUGAUUUGGGUUCCCCUCCUCCCCCCCACAUUUCCCUGAUGUGAAAACCACUCAACAUUUUUAUUUCUCUAUCUAAAGUCUUAAUUUGAAUAAGUGUAGACUUUUAAAAGAGUUUUGAAUUUCCAUUCCAUUCCAUUUGAAUUUAUACAUGCAUACUAACAUUUUGGUUGGAACAUUUAAAAUAGGAAGAUGUGAAGCUAUGGGAUUUGUGUAACUUCACUUGUAAUAUACUAGUCCAUGUUGCUGUUAAGGAAAAAGAUGCUUGAUUGGUCCUCUUGAAUUCUUCAAUAGUUUGCAAUUUCAAAAGUGUAACUAUAAGCAGAUGCAGUGAAGAGAAGCCAUCUGACCCUGAAAGAAACUACAUACCUACAUUCCUAUCAGCCUCUUCAGUUCCUCUCAGAAACAUUUUCCUCCAAUGCUUCUCUGAUAUUUGGAAGCCAUAUUUUUAUUUUUGAGGCAGUUGAGCUCAUAGGAAUCUGUAGAAUCAACAUUUUUCAAGCAGCAGCUAUGGGAUCCAGUCUUUGUAUGAUGUAUGUAAACAAGGUAAGGACUGAAGGGUGUGCUAGCUAGAAUUCAGAUACCAUUUUCUUAGUUAAAAGCAGUUAGAAUCAAAAAGUAUCAAGUGCUGGGCUGCAAGAAAAUUAGUAUUGUAUGCUAGCUUCACUGUAGUGCUUUUUUAGAAUUAAAAAAAGCUUUUUUAGCAAACCCUAGCUGGCUAAGUGAACACACCAGUUUUAUUUAGUCACUCAUUUUAAAGGUUUCUUCUGAUUGAUCUUAGAAGUCUUUCAGCAAAUGCACUGGCAGCUCCUGAGCCCUUAGCAGGUCAGUUCAGAGGGAGCAUUUAGCUAAAAUUAAUAAGUUAAGAUUCUUCAGCUUACAUAUCCUAUUAAAGCAGCUUUUUUAAAUACCUGCUCAAGUGUUGAAGCAUUUUUAUACAGAUAUUGGCCUUUUUAAUGAAUAUACUGAAAAUCAUGUCACAGUAUUACUUGAUAUUUGUAAGAACCUCAUGAAAGUUAAACAGGUACAUUUAAAAACAGACCGUUUUGAAAAAGAAAGGUGAUGGUGACUAGUAAUGCUUCUUCAGGAGUUUGCUGUUUAUCUCACCAUUUGAAUUUUUUAAGGCUGUGCCUCUUGAAGCUAAAUGUAUUGUAAAGAGUGACUGUCAAACGUUGAGAGAAGAUAUGGUCGAAGAAUACAGGAUAUUGUCACAUACAGGAAGACAAUCCUUGUACAUAAUUAGCUGAAAACAAUCAUGUUGCAAAACAAAAUCCAAUCGUGCUUAUCUUAUUCAAGUGAAAGCUCCAUAAAAAAAUGACAGACUAAUUGCCUAAGCCAGUGGUCAGUGACCUUUAAUAAGCCAUGGGCUGAAACAAACCAGCUCUGGUCCAAUGUGGGCCAGGUGGCUUUGGCAGCAUGUCAGCAAUGGAAUACCUUGUCUCCCAGCUGCAGCGCGGGCAUGGCUGGAAGCUGCGAAUCCCCAGUGCGGGUGCUGGAAGAGGACCUCUGUUUUUCCUCCUUCCCCCAACCCACCAGGUGCAGCAAAGGCGCAGCUCUGAGCCCGCAGGGAGCUGUGUUAAGGCCCUGCAGCUUCCAGCUGUGUCCACAGUACAGCUGGGAGGCUGGGGGUGGAGAAGCAGAGGCAGCAAAGAGGUGGUUUGCAGCUCCCAUGCCCCAAAGCAGUCCUCCCACCUGCUGGAAGCUGGGCCUGCCUGAAGCCAGGGAGCAGCUUGGGGGCUGGGAGAAGCAGCAGCAGCGCAGGAGCAGGAAAAAAACCCUUCAGCUGCACAGGCCGGUUCCAGUCUGUGGGCCACAUGUUGCUGACCCUGUGCAAGUAAAGCCACAUUGUUAUUUAUUUUCUGUCUUCUUAAAGGGCAGCAUUCAUGAGGGCUGGAAUUAGGUGAUUUGCUCGUAUGCAAGUGAUUGCAUCAAGCUUGUCAGUCGGCAAGUUUUCUCCUGAUCUCAUGCUGCCAAAAUUCAGGUCAUCUAUGCAAUCGUUUUCUGAUGAUUGGCUCAUCAGAAAUAGAAAAUAACCUUUUGUAGAGUAGUAACUAUACUUCCUGGAGGAUGUUAGUUGGAUCGAAAAAAGUCCAUGGCCAUAUUAGAGAGAUUUCCGUAUUUAUGUUGAAGACAUUCAGAAUGUAUGUAACAAUAUAUUAAUUAUUAUUAAUUAUUAUUAUUAUAUGUGCAUUGACUUCAUGUUGUGGUGAACAUCAUUGUCCUUUUUAUUUAAAUAUUGACCUCAACUUCAGUUGGUCAUUAAUACUCUUGGAUUAAUCAACAUAAUAUUAUCUGCAAUGGAAGUCAUUAUAUGCUUUUUUAAUUAUUUUUUUUAUAGUACUUGAUUUCUCAUAUUUUUGACCAAGACCAAAUGUAUUGUUUGGUGCAUAGUUUCAUAAGUUCCAUACUUAUGUUUGGUGCAUUAGUUCCAUACUUACUCUUUAUGUAACAAGUUAUCAACAUAAUGUGACGCUAAUCUAACUCUCAUUGGAAGAUUUACCUCUUGUGUUUGUAGGCUAGAAGAAAAUAAGGGGUGGUUGCAUUAUACCCAAAUAGAGCAAUCCCAUUAAGUUUUUUUUUUUCCUGUUUGUUGUUGUUGUUGUUGUUGUUGGUUGGUUUUGGUUUAAUGUUUUUUACAUUCAUCUAUAUAACAGGUUGGCGGUAAUGAAAAAUAUUCAUUUUCUAUCAUUUAAACAUUUACUACCAUGUAUUUUGUCUGCUUUUGAAGUUUAAAUGUACUUUGGAUGGCUCUUAAUUUUGUAGACUGUCUGUGCUUGGAGCAGUUUUCACACAGAAGUGGGUAUUAAUUUUUUUUAAUUCAGAAAAUAUGGAGAAAUUUGUGGAACUGCUCUUUGUCAUAUGCUACUCAGAAAAUAUUGCAUUCGUUCACUGUCAGUCAUACUGUUUUUUUGACUUUCUUUACUUUCACUUUGUACUUACUUCUUUUAUUAAAUCUCACAUUUAUUUUGA